Molecule: messenger RNA, 3008 nt
Organism: Branchiostoma floridae (Florida lancelet)
Lineage: Eukaryota; Metazoa; Chordata; Leptocardii; Amphioxiformes; Branchiostomatidae
Product: eukaryotic translation initiation factor 5A-1-like
Exons: 7
Coding region: 218-682 (154 amino acids)
Biological process (GO): positive regulation of translational elongation; positive regulation of translational termination
Molecular function (GO): RNA binding; ribosome binding; translation elongation factor activity
Source: RefSeq, a predicted model, not a curated record
UGUCUGAGUGAGAGACAUUGAAACUGAGUGUGGUCUGUGUGGUCGCUAGGUGUCGCUCCAGGAUUGCCUCAUCAUCGUUUCCUGUGAUGCAAUGCCUCAUGGCGGGAGCAAUUCUCGAUACCCCCUCUAAAGCACAUUGGUGGCCAUGAGUCAGCGCGCAGGCGCUCUCCGAGCCUCUUACUUGCGCCAGCCAAGUCACAUCUGACCCAGAACAACAAUGGCAGACGAUGAAUUCGAAUCCGCUGGGUCUGGUGCUUCGCAGACCUACCCACAGCAGUGCUCCGCUCUGCGUAAGAAUGGCUUCGUGAUGCUGAAAGGCCAUCCCUGCAAAAUCGUGGAAAUGAGCACGUCCAAGACUGGGAAGCACGGUCACGCCAAGGUUCACUUAGUAGGAAUCGACAUCUUCUCUGGGAAGAAGUAUGAGGAUGUAUGCCCUUCCACCCACAACAUGAAUGUUCCACAUGUCACCCGCAAAGAUUAUCAGCUGACUAAUAUCGAUGAUGGGCACAUGGCGCUAAUGGAUGAAGGCGGAGAAGUACGUGAAGAUUUAAAAGUGCCCGAAAGUGACGUGGGUACUGAAAUCGCGGAGCGUUUUGAUAAAGGCGAGGAUCUUAUGGUCACCAUUUUGAAAGCUAUUGAUACUGAAUUGGCCAUUGCCUACAAGCUAAACUCAGAGAAGUAAACCGUGCUCCCGCUCUGGAGGUAAUGGUUUCCGGAGGCAAGAGAGCAUUGAGCUAACUUGGUGACCUUGGAGAUGAUUGCUACUGCAACUUGUCCCAUUCUGCUCAGGCACAAUUAUAAUGAUAACAACAACUACUGGACUUCCCGGCUUUACACUUGCUUCCUGUGGCCACCUGAACCACAACUCUACCAACAACCAAGAUGCCACAUUACUGUACCCAUGUACAGACCCUAAAAAACACUGUUCCAUGAAAAAUCUUCCAGUAUUGCUGAUCUCUGUUGUGUUGUUAUUGUUCUGACAUAGUUUUCCUUUUUGUUUCCUUGUGUCGUUACAAACACUUUCGCCUGGCCCAGAAAUGAUGUGACAGUCUUUACAACUGUGUUAGAAAUGUAAGGUAAUGUAAAUUGUAUCCACUGGUUGUGCAGCAUUUCUUCCUUGUCCAUUUGUAAUGUUACAUAUGCUGAUUUUUUCUUUCUGUCACUUGGCGUGGCAAGCAGAUUUAUCCGAACACCUCUUGUUCGUCUCAUUGUCUGCACUACUUUGGUCACUUUGUACUUUACCCAAGACCAGAAUCUUGAUUUGAAAGACAGAGUCAUCUGUUGUCUCCCUGGGAAGUUUCUGUGGUUAUAGACAGAGAUGAUCUCUCUCUUUCUUAUUGUAGACAAAGUUCUCGGGUUUUAUGGUGCAAAGACCAUGGCGUACAAGAGACUCUGAUGAUCUGCUGCGGUCGCUCGUUGUAAAGCCGCGGGGCGGGGUAAUCGUAGAUGGGAAGCGUGACUUAAUGAUGUAGCAUUAUUAAUCUGUGUCUGCUGUCAGACCACCAUGCCUUUGGCCUUUACACUUCUGGGAUUUACAACACAGAAAUCCAAUAAAAGACAUGAACCAAAAGGGAAGUUUCAGACUGCCAGGCUUUGUGCUGUUAGCUUUAAGAACUUCUAUAAGUCAUAAUUGGUGGAUGAAGACAUUUGCUGAACCAAAAUUAACCAAGAUAUUGUUUGCAUCAAGUUGUUGUCGUCAGAUGAAGUUUAUCUCUUUUCCUAAUUUCCUAUGUGUUGUGUGUUUGCCAGUUCCUUGCACUGUUAAUUCGAUCGUGCCUUUAUCUGCUAGUAGAUGUACACAUGAGGGGGCAUUGCUAAAGGUGGGAAGGGACAAAAUUAGGAUUUUCAGUACUUUGAAAUAGAAACUGUAAGGAGCACGUUUCUCCAUCUGUGAUUUUGUGGUAGCACAUUCUUGUGAAGAAUCACUAUAUUGUGAACGAUAUAAUUGUUUUGUAGUUAAAACCCCUUUUUUUUUCUCACAGAAGUGGCUCAGGGCCCCACUUACUGUUAUGUCAAGAGAAUUUGUGCUUUCUAUACUGGCGAGAAAUGUUUUCACGAUAUAUUUUGUCAGCUGGCCCAAGGGGUGGAUGUACAGUCAUACGUAGUUUUCAUGCAAUGGUGCAUAAUGGCCCAUGGGACUGCCCUGCCGAGGUGGGAAAAAGCAGAUUCUCUCACGGCGGCAAAAAAGUUUUGGGGCUCCGACCCAUAGGUGUUGCCAAGAAUUGGUUGCAUGAUUUGGUGAUUGUACCAAUUGGCAUGCCUUUUCUAUUCGAGAGAACCCCGCAUUUAGGUCUACCAUCACCAAUUCUAGUGAUAAAAUACCCAUUUUUAGAUCACAAAUGGUAGUAACUUGCAGUACUUUCAUUCAGAACCACCUCUGUUCUUGCAACUCUCUUGCUGUCCAUUCUUUUGCCUCACUACUACGUCAGUGAAAAAGACCUGCAUGUCUAAGAUCAGUGUGUUUAUAAUGUAGUUGAUAGGAAAUAUGAGAAUGAGUGAAAAGACAAAAAAAAAUGCACCUUGUGACACUGGUUGCCAGUGGCUGCCCUUGGUAAUAGCAUAUAUAAAAGCUGAAUCAGUUAUCCAGCAAAAUGUGUCUAGUACACUGUCUACUAUGGUUACCAUGUUAACCUCAUUUGUGCCAGCUAAAAAUUUUCCCUUUUAUUGUCGAGUACGAUACUCUGUUGGUCUUGGUACCAGUUGGCCAACAAACACAUAACGUUUGAACGCACUUUGUCAUCACAUUUGUUCAACUUCAAGCAGCCACUUGCUGCCCAUUUUCCUAAGGCCACAACAUGUCCUGGAAUGCAAGUAAAACACGCUUGUCGGCCAAUUCCUCUGGGCAUGUUACAUAAGGGACUGCAAGCACAGCCCAUGCAUGGGUGGAUGAAGAAAACUUCUUGCCCGUUUCCUGGUGGCAGGAGAAGUGCGGCCCCCUCACCUCGGCAGUCCUCUUGGGUGGAAAAGGGGAAUAAUAAUAAAGCAAACCACUGGGACUUAACUCUGUA